Messenger RNA from Dovyalis caffra, 930 nucleotides. The record is from the annotation of a GenBank genome assembly. NCBI's taxonomy places the organism in Eukaryota, Viridiplantae, Streptophyta, Magnoliopsida, Malpighiales, Salicaceae.
AUGCAUCCAUCAAUAAGCUUAUUCCCGAAUACAGAGUUCUAUGGCAGACAAAUUUUUGAUGCACCAAAUGUUAAAGAAACAGGCUAUAGGAGACGGUUCCUCAAAGGAAACAUGUUUGGAUCCUGCUCUUUCAUAAAUAUAGCCUACGGAAAAGAGGAAUUUGGUGAGCUACAGAGUUUCAACAGUACAGUUGAGGCUGCUGUUGUUGCUGAUAUUGUUGGGAGCCUUUUCAAAGAAAUCAAUGGCACUAGGACGAAGACUAGCAUAGGUGGCGAGGAGGAUUUGAUAAUUAUCUCUACUGUUCGAAGUGACGAAAGAGGAUUGGUGGGCUUUUUUUCGAAUCUUCAACGAGCAAAUGUGGCGCUGACUCGUGCAAGGUAUUGCCUUUGGAUAUUUGGAAAUGAAGCAACUUUAGUUAAGAGCGGCUCUAUUUGGAAGAAGAUUGUCAAUGAUGCCAAGGAACGGAAAUGCUUCUAUAAUGCUGAAGAGGAUGAGAGUUUGGCUCAGACUAUUACUGAUAGCUUGAUCGAGCUUGAUCAACUUGAUGUUUUAUUGAAAACUGACUCUUCAUUGUUCAGGAAUGCAAGAUGGAUGGCUUGUUUCAGUGAUGAUUUUCGGAGAUCGGUGGAAAGAGUUAGGAAUGUCAGAAUCCGUAAGGAAGUGCUUUCCCUAUUAGCGAAGCUUUCAAAUGGUUGGCGUCAGUCUCGCAAUAAGAGAAGCCUAAUUGUUCACAACUGGAUUUCUUCCCCACUGUCAGAGCAGUAUAAAGUUAGUGGACAGCUAAAUAUGGUCUGGACUGUGGACAAUCUGCAGGAAAAUUCAUUCUACAUUCAAGUUUUGAAGGUUUGGGAUAUUUUACCAUCAUCUGGUAUACCAAAACUAGCAAUGAGUCUCGACACCUUUUUCAGAAUUAUACAGAGGAGCAGAUGA